Perkinsus marinus ATCC 50983 is the source of this 249-nucleotide messenger RNA. RefSeq lists its product as hypothetical. The coding region runs from base 1 to 249 and encodes 82 amino acids. The record is from RefSeq and is a predicted model, not a curated record. The transcript has a single exon. NCBI's taxonomy places the organism in Eukaryota, Perkinsozoa, Perkinsida, Perkinsidae.
AUGAUGGGCCAGAGUUUCACUGUUGACUUUGCCUCUAAUGGCCGCGCUACCAUCAAUGUGAUGGGUAUGUCUGCUGGCGCUGAUUACACCGUUGAUGGUGAUGAUAUCGAGUUCUCUAACUACGAUCCUAUGCUUACCAAAUUGAUGCAACAGUUCCACAUCAAGAAAAUUGAUGCCACCAUCAUCAGUCCCGAUUCCGUCCAUAUCAAGAUCGGUUUCCUCCUUGACACCACUAUCACUAAGUGCUAA